Molecule: messenger RNA, 1178 nt
Organism: Rana temporaria (common frog)
Lineage: Eukaryota; Metazoa; Chordata; Amphibia; Anura; Ranidae
Gene: UFM1
Product: ubiquitin fold modifier 1
Exons: 6
Coding region: 135-392 (85 amino acids)
Biological process (GO): protein K69-linked ufmylation
Cellular component (GO): cytoplasm; nucleus
Source: RefSeq, a predicted model, not a curated record
AUUGCAGUUAGGUCGAUGAAAUAGGUCAGGCGUGUUCUCGGGCAGCCCUAAAGUGAGGAAGCCUGCGCGAGUGACAUCAGUCCCGGUGUGACAGCAUCUUGUGUGGAGUGAGUGAGGAGAGGAGUGUGUACAAGAUGUCAAAAGUAACGUUUAAAAUUAUACAAACGGCAGACCCCCGGUGUCCUUACAAAGUCCUAAGUGUUCCUGAAUCUACGCCAUUUACUGCAGUUUUAAAGUUUGCAGCAGAAGAGUUUAAGGUUCCUCCAGAGACAAGUGCGAUAAUCACAAAUGAUGGAGUAGGGCUAAAUCCAGCACAGACAGCUGGAAAUGUUUUCCUCAAACACGGCUCUGAACUCCGGCUCAUUCCCAGAGACCGAGUGGGCAGCUCUUAAUACCUUCUGGACGUCUUGCUUUCUGGAACAUGGAAAGAACAUAUUUAUUGAGGGCCUAAAAAAAGAUCAGACUCUGAAUUUUAAUUUAAGAUUUAAUUCAGUCAGGCCCUGUUCUCCUUUAAAAUCAAAGUGACUUUGAAGAUUAAAGAUUUGGAAGAUUUAAUUAUGGCUUCAGAUGUCUUUAAAACCAUAUAGCCCUGGCGCCUCUAAAGUCUGUCAACGUUAAUGUGUAUAAAAGAACGUAGUGUAUGUUUAAACUGUAACACUGGCUGUGUACAGAAAAUUCUAAUACAGUGGAAGAGGAAUAUAACUUUUUAUCUUGUGAAAUUGGGUUACAUUUACUUAUGUUUAGUUUUUUCAUAUUUUUUUCUUUCUAUUUAACCUAAUAAAACUGCGCUGGUGGCACAGUUUUAAUGAUCUGACUUUCCACAUUGAUAAGUUGAGAUCACUCCAGUUUUCUGCUGCUCACUAAAUGAAAGGACCCAGAGAUUAAAUGAUUUCUGUGUUUGUAAGGGACUUUAUAUGUAUAAAAAUUGUGUCAGAAAAUGGUAUUGAAAGCAGAAAUUUGAAAAUAUGUUUCUCAACAGUCAAUUUUUCAUGCAUUUUCCUUUAUAGUCUUUGGUGUGUCUGCCAUUAAUAGGAUGUGAGUGUAUUCUGCCUUCCACAAUUUUACUGCACAGUUUUUUUAAUGUGAUUUGGUUCACAUACAUAAUUUAGAAGCUAAUUUUCCACUGUUUUUGCUGUUCAGUUUUUUUUGUAGAGAAAUAAAAUGGUGGGAAAUAACUA